Messenger RNA from Malaclemys terrapin pileata, 2692 nucleotides. It is a transcript of the gene NOC2L, whose product is annotated as NOC2 like nucleolar associated transcriptional repressor. The record is from RefSeq and is a predicted model, not a curated record. Gene Ontology annotation, molecular function: histone binding; transcription corepressor activity. Gene Ontology annotation, cellular component: Noc2p-Noc3p complex; nucleoplasm; nucleolus. The transcript is spliced from 19 exons. NCBI's taxonomy places the organism in Eukaryota, Metazoa, Chordata, Testudines, Emydidae. The coding region runs from base 63 to 2396 and encodes 777 amino acids. Gene Ontology annotation, biological process: ribosomal large subunit biogenesis; negative regulation of transcription by RNA polymerase II.
UCCUCCCCCUUGGCCGCUGCAUUGUGGGAGAGGCCGGGCGCCGGGCCGCACGUUGCAGCGCCAUGGCGGCUGGAGGCAGGAGAAAACUGGCGGAGCUGAGUGUUGAUGAAUUUUUAACUUCCGGAUUUGAGUCCGAAGUUGAUGGUGACUCAGAAGAGGAGACAUCAGAGCUUGUGGAAGAGCCUGCUAACGGGAAACAAAGCCAGAAUGGGCAGGCAGGAGGAAAGAAGAAGAAGCCACUCAAAGUUAAAACUGCAGAAAAGAAAGCGAAGAAAGGAAAGGCAACCGAGCACAAAGACCAACUCUCGCGGCUGAAGGAACGAGAUCCUGAAUUUUACAAGUUUUUGCAAGAAAACGACCGUUCCCUGCUGAACUUCGAUGACUCAGACGGCUCUGAUGAGGAGGAGAAGGGUCUGCACACGCUGCCUGAAACGCUGGAGGAAGCAAGUGACGAGGAGGAGGAGGAGGAGGAAACGGUCAAGCGGAAGAAAGCCGACUUUAUCACCGUGACUUUGAAGAUGGUGGAACAAUGGAAACAGGCUGCAGAGAAGCAAUUAACACCCAGGCUCUUCCAUGAGAUCACUCAGGCCUUUAAAGCAUCUGUGGCAACUACCAAAGGAGAUGACGGUGGGGCCGACCCCAGCAAAUUCAAAGUCACUGACAGUGCCGUGUUCAAUGCCCUGGUGUCCUUCUGCAUUCGGGAUCUCUUUGGCUGCCUGCAGAAACUGCUUCAGGUGAAGAUGCUGAAAGACAAAUCAAAGAUGGUGCUGCCCUCUACCAGCCCACUCUGGGGCAAGCUGAGGCUGGACGUCAAGGUGUACCUGAGCUGCACCAUCCAGCUCCUGUCUUGUUUAACGGAAGCGUCUGUCGGAGCCGCUGUGCUUCACCACGUCAACGCCAUAGUCCCUUAUUUCUUGUCGUUCCCAAAGCAGUGCCGCAUGCUGCUCAAGCAAGCCAUCCAUCUGUGGAGCACGGGCGAAGAAACCGUGAGAGUGCUGGCCUUCCUGGUACUCAACAAGAUCUGCCGCCAUAAAAAGGAGCUGUACCUGAACCCUGUGCUCAAGCAAAUGUACAUCUCCUAUGUGAAGAACUCCAGGUUCACCUCCCCCAACGUCCUCCCUAUGAUCAACUUCAUGCAGCGCACCCUGACGGAGAUGUACGCCCUGGAUACGCAGGUGUCCUACCAGCACGCUUUCAUCUACAUCCGCCAGCUCGCCAUUCAUCUGCGCAGCGCCAUGACCCUGAAGAAGAAGGAGAACUACCAGUCUGUUUACAACUGGCAGUACAUCCACUGCCUGUACUUCUGGUGUCGGGUCCUGAGCACCAUCUACCCCAGCGAGAUUAUGGAGCCGUUAAUUUACCCUCUGACCCAGGUCAUCAUUGGCUGCAUUAAGUUGGUGCCCACGGCUCGUUUCUACCCCUUGCGGAUGCACUGCGUCAGGGCCCUUACGCUGCUUUCUGAGAACACCCGGACCUUCAUCCCGGUUCUGCCCUUCAUCCUGGAGAUUUUCCAGCAAGUGGAUUUCAAUAAGAAGCCAGGCCGCAUGAGCGCCAAGCCCAUUAACUUCGCAGUCAUCUUGAAGCUGUCCAAUGCUAACCUGCAGGAGAAGGCUUUCCGGGAUGGCCUCAUUGAGCAGCUGUAUGACCUGACGCUCGAAUAUCUCCACGGCCAAGCCCACAGCAUCGGAUUCCCAGAGCUGACCCUGCCAAUUAUCAUUCAACUCAAAUCUUUCCUGAAGGAAUGCAAGAUCGCCAACUACUGCAAAGCGAUCCGGCAGCUCCUGGAGAAGUUGCAGGAAAAUUCUGCCUACGUCGCCAGUAGGCGUCAGAAAGCCACCUUCGGUGUGGCCAGCAGGGAGGCUGUGGAACAAUGGGAGAAGCAGGUCAAGGAAGAGGGGACACCUCUGACCAAGUAUUACGCUCAGUGGAAGAAGCUGCGGGAGAAAGAGAUCCAGCUGGAAAUCAGCGGCAAGGAAAGGCUCGACGACUUGAACCUCCCAGAAAUCAAACGGAAGCGGCUGGAGGACAGGAAGGAGGACGACAAGAAAGAAUUCAAGGACCUCUUUGAGCUGGACAGCGACUCCGACGGGGAGAGCGGUGGAUUCGCUGUGCAAGGAAAAUCAAAGGCCAAGAAAGCGCAGGGAUCCGCGGGGAGCCCGGAUGUGAGCAGCGAGGAUGACGACGAAGAGGGCGAGUAUGACAUCGGGGAGGAAGAGGAAGCCAGUGACUCGGACGGGGGAGCUGAGGAGGGGCCCUCCACCUCGGAGGGGACCCAGAAGCAGCUGGCCUAUGCCAGGCGGCUGUCCUCGGCCGACCUCGAGCUGCUGGCCCAAGGGGAGGAGGACAUCGUGGAGGACCUUGAUGACAAUUACUUCGACGACCUAGCCGGUGACUGACGACUCCACAAAUGCUCUGGGCUCCCUCCCUCUGCGCCUAGGAGGGCAAGCGUGUGCCCUCGCCGACAAUCGAAGCUGGUCGUGAUGGGAACUAGGCCGAGGGGGAGCCCCGAAGGAGGAGGUAGGAGCAGCAUGGGAUGGGCAGCCCUAGCGGGACAGAAUUUCUCACUGAUGCAGCAGAGACGCUGCCUGGACCUUUUCCCCCAGAGUUACGUUAGUGGGAAUGCGGUGAAAUGUGUGGUCACGUCAGGACCAGUAAAACUGCUCAGCAAAGGUAAUAAAAAGCCCUCAUUAAA